Messenger RNA from Glarea lozoyensis ATCC 20868, 1410 nucleotides. RefSeq names its product WD40 repeat-like protein. Gene Ontology annotation, cellular component: Cul4-RING E3 ubiquitin ligase complex. Gene Ontology annotation, molecular function: protein binding. Lineage: Eukaryota; Fungi; Ascomycota; Leotiomycetes; Helotiales; Helotiaceae. The record is from RefSeq and is a predicted model, not a curated record. The transcript has 4 exons. Bases 1 to 1410 code for a protein of 469 amino acids.
AUGCCCCCAAAAGAAAUUCCUGGCUACUAUUUUGACCCAGUGAAGAAGAAAUAUUUUGCAGUGAAAAAAGGGGCGCCAGCUUCGGCUGCUUAUUCUUCUUCCGAUGUAAAACGCAGGCGACUGCACGAGGAACAAUCUACAAGAGAAGAAGAGACUGCAAAGCUAAGACGUCUCCGAAUCCGUCGCUCUAAAUUGCUUGAGCACCCCUUUUCGGGAGGCUUUCUAUCUCGGGAACAGGGUCAAACCCGUGACUCAAUUGCCCUUGAUGUCUUCUCCCAUGGGCUUGUCCAAAGCACGCAAAUUCGUGGAACUGACCAAUUUCAAACCCUUCAAAAUCCUCUGUUUACGCUGGAGCCUCGGAGGGACCUUGGGACUUCGACAGUGGACUUGCAGAUAGCUCAGGGUAACAGCACAUUCGGCCUUCGAGCGGACGUAGAUGGUCUUGCGCAUCCAAGACUAGACUUUCCUGAGACAACAUGGGUUUCAGAGAAUUGGGAAGCACCUACUUCGAUAGUCACAAAUCGCUCAAGCCGGCGUCACGCCAUAACUUGGUUCUCAUCCUUUAAUGAGAACGGGAUUUCGAUUAUUCCCAUGGAAGACACAAGGCCUGGCCAAAGAACACCCUCAGGGCACCGUGAUAUUACAAUGUAUUCGUCCGCAGCAGCCAACGACUUUUCUCCACUUCUCUUCGCCUUUGGGUCCAGCGAUGGGAUUCUCACCAUGGAUAAGACGCGUCUGGAUCUUAAGUGGAUAAAACCCAUUGUGAUGCGCGAUGUUUGGGCACUUGAGUUUCAAAAUGAUAAGAACGACGUGCUUCUUUCAGGAGGGCGCGGUGGACAACUGCAAUGUAAUGAUCUCAGGGAUUCUAGGACUCCAACAGAAUCGUCGACACUCAUCACACAUCCCAGUUCGAUUACACAUAUCAAACAGCUCGAUCCCAAUCGAAUUCUCGUUGCGGGUCUAGAAAGUAGCCUUUGUCAGUACGAUAUAAGAUAUCUCAAAUUAGAUACAGGAAGAGUAGUGUCCCGACAGCGGCCGCCUAACCGCUUAACAACUCGCCAAACCACAGCCAAAGCUUCCACACGUACAAUAUUGCAAUACCCGGAUUACCACAACACGGCUACACGAAACGUUGGCUUCGAUGUCGACUUAGAAAUUGGUGUUAUCGCCGCCGCGCAAGAAUUCAAUGGUGUACAGCCUCUUGUCCGUUUGUUCUCCCUUUGGGGUGGACACACUCUUCAUUCAGCGGCUUUGGAGCGCCAUUACGGAUCAAUCAGUAAUCCUUACGGAGACCACGUUCGAUGUCUUAAGUUGUGCCGAGACAUCGAUGAUAGAAUGAAGUCACUAUACAUCGGCCUGGGAAGUUCCAUUCAGCGGUUUGCCUGGGCCGAUGAAGCAGAAAACGGCUGA